This is a messenger RNA of Rhagoletis pomonella (apple maggot), 440 nucleotides long. Its product is annotated as rho GTPase-activating protein 20-like. The transcript has a single exon. The annotation marks the transcript as partial. NCBI's taxonomy places the organism in Eukaryota, Metazoa, Arthropoda, Insecta, Diptera, Tephritidae. The record is from RefSeq and is a predicted model, not a curated record. Gene Ontology annotation, molecular function: GTPase activator activity. Gene Ontology annotation, biological process: signal transduction.
AUGUCCAGUUGGGCGCGUCGUGCAGCAGACAUUAGCAAUGUUGUCACAUCAUGCGGACAUCCCGGUACUUCGGCACCAGAUUAUACAUAUCGACUGGAGAAAGUCAAAUUUGGUGUACCAUUGGAGGAAGUUUGCAAAAACAACGAAAACAUUCCCGGACCAUUACUAGUCCUUAUACUUAAGCUUAAUAAAGAAUCGCCAAAUAAGCGAGACGUAUUCCGGGCGCCUGGCCAUCAAGGUGCUAUGAAAAAACUUAUUCACUUCUUGCAAUCAGGACGAUUAGUAAAUGUAGACAACUAUUCAGUUUAUACUAUUGCCAGUGUUCUAAAAAAAUUUUUGCGAAAAAUUCCUAAUGGAAUAUUUGGGAGGACUGGUGAGAAGGAAUUGUUUGACAUAAUUGAACUGGAAGACGAAUCAGAACAAACGGAUCGUUUGCAUAG